This is a messenger RNA of Hyaena hyaena (striped hyena), 737 nucleotides long. RefSeq names its product EF-hand calcium binding domain 11 (gene EFCAB11). Bases 106 to 597 code for a protein of 163 amino acids. Gene Ontology annotation, molecular function: calcium ion binding. The transcript has 6 exons. The record is from RefSeq and is a predicted model, not a curated record. NCBI's taxonomy places the organism in Eukaryota, Metazoa, Chordata, Mammalia, Carnivora, Hyaenidae.
UCAGCUUCCUUAGCUGCGUUGAGCUUGGCCCGGGGUCUGCAGCUGCCGGAUUCGGGCCGCAGAGUUCGCGGGUUCUGCUGUCCCGAUUCGGUUGUGGCGGUCGCGAUGUUUUUUUCUGAGGCCGGGGCCCGACCACGGACGUGGGAAGCCAGCCCCUCAGAACGCAAGAAGUGGGUGGAAGUAUUUAAAGCAUGCGAUGAAGAUGACAAAGGCUAUCUAAGCAGAGAGGACUUUAAAGUUGCUGUUGUAAUGCUGUUUGGGUACAAGCCCACCAAGAUAGAAGCUGAUUCUGUGAUGUCUUCAGUAAAUCCAAAUGCUUCCGGCCUAUCACUUGAGGAAUUUUUAAGUAUCGUAAGAAAAAAAAAGGAAGUUCAACUCUAUCGGAAUGAAAUAAGACACAUCUUCACAGCUUUUGACAGGCACUAUCGUGGAUAUUUAACUUUGGAAGAUUUCAAGAAAGCAUUUAAGCAGGUGGCUCCCAAGUUAUCUGAAAGGACUAUUCUGGAGGUAUUCAGGGAAGUAGAUCAAGACUCGGACGAUCUUGUGAGCUUUAAAGACUUUGAAUAUGCCAUGAAGUAUGGAGGAAAUGAAGCCUAGCUGUUGUGAACUGCAUUUGGCAACUUCAAGGGAGACCAAUAGAUUGUUAAUGUCUAUUUCAACUUCAGUCUCCGCCCUUCUGCUCCGCUAAUGAUGUAAUAAUGCUGCGUACUUGUGAUUAAACUUGGUCAUGGUUUGCA